Molecule: messenger RNA, 318 nt
Organism: Peniophora sp. CBMAI 1063
Lineage: Eukaryota; Fungi; Basidiomycota; Agaricomycetes; Russulales; Peniophoraceae
Source: the annotation of a GenBank genome assembly
AUGCCCGCCGUCACUCGUCUUGCUGGAUGGAAGUACACGGAAGGUACUUCUGACGAGCGGAAGCGCCAGGCUCGCGACAGCCUGUUGAAGCUUUACACUGAAGUCGCUCAUCUCGUCAACCAUGGCCCUAUCGCUGGCAAGAACAUAUCCAAGCUGGGUGUCCAUAAGGAUUUUGAUAUCGCAUUCACGGUCGAGUUCAAGAGCGUAGAAGCGCGCGACGAAUUCGACCCGCAUCCUCUGCAUGAUAAAGUGGUCGCGGACUUGAUGCCUAUCAUUGCCGACAUGUUUGUUUAUGAUCUGGUAAAGGAUGAAUGGUAG